Gracilinanus agilis (Agile Gracile Mouse Opossum) is the source of this 2948-nucleotide messenger RNA. RefSeq names its product VPS26, retromer complex component B (gene VPS26B). The record is from RefSeq and is a predicted model, not a curated record. Gene Ontology annotation, cellular component: retromer complex; endosome. Lineage: Eukaryota; Metazoa; Chordata; Mammalia; Didelphimorphia; Didelphidae. Gene Ontology annotation, biological process: intracellular protein transport; retrograde transport, endosome to Golgi. The transcript has 6 exons. Bases 1 to 1011 code for a protein of 336 amino acids.
AUGAGCUUCUUCGGCUUCGGGCAGAGUGCCGAGGUAGAGAUCUUGCUGAGCGAUGCAGAGAGCAGGAAGCGAGCGGAGCACAAGACGGAGGAUGGCAAGAAGGAGAAGUAUUUCCUCUUCUACGAUGGGGAGACUGUGUCCGGGAAGGUGAGCCUCGCGCUCAAGAACCCCAACAAGCGGCUAGAGCACCAGGGUAUCAAGAUCGAGUUUAUUGGGCAGAUCGAGCUCUACUAUGAUCGUGGGAACCACCAUGAGUUUGUGUCCCUGGUGAAGGACCUAGCCCGACCUGGGGAGUUCACACAGUCACAGACCUUCGACUUUGAGUUCACCCAUGUGGAGAAGCCCUACGAGUCUUACACAGGACAGAAUGUGAAGCUAAGGUAUUUCCUCAGAGCCACCAUCAGCCGCCGGCUCAAUGAUGUUGUCAAAGAGAUGGACAUUGUGGUUCAUACACUUAGCACAUACCCAGAGCUCAAUUCAUCCAUCAAGAUGGAGGUUGGGAUUGAGGACUGUCUGCACAUCGAAUUUGAGUACAAUAAAUCCAAGUACCACCUGAAAGACGUGAUUGUGGGGAAAAUCUACUUCCUGUUGGUGAGGAUUAAAAUCAAGCACAUGGAGAUCGAUAUCAUCAAGAGAGAGACCACUGGGACGGGCCCCAACGUUUACCAUGAGAAUGACACAAUAGCCAAGUAUGAGAUCAUGGAUGGAGCCCCUGUGAGAGGGGAAUCCAUCCCGAUCCGGCUCUUUCUGGCUGGGUAUGAGCUGACUCCCACCAUGAGAGACAUCAAUAAGAAGUUCUCUGUGCGGUAUUACCUCAACCUGGUGCUGAUUGAUGAAGAGGAGAGACGGUACUUCAAGCAACAGGAAGUGGUGUUAUGGCGGAAAGGGGACAUCGUGCGGAAGAGCAUGUCCCACCAGGCGGCCAUCGCCUCCCAGCGCUUCGAGGGCUCGUCCUCCCACCCCGAGGCCCGGACCCCCGGCCAGCCAUCGGACAACAACAGCCGGCAGUGAGGCCUCGGGCCCUCCCUGCCGCCAGCAGCCCCUCGAGGGCGAGAGGGCCGGGGACCUCUGCAGACACUCACAUGACCCGAGACAACAAAAACAAACCCAUUUUUGACUUUAAUUCCUUUCUCUGAAGAGCCUGAAGGGGACGGGGUAGGAGCGCUCCUGAGGAUGAGGACUGUGCAUGCGGCCCAGGUGUGGGUGGUGAGGGGGGCAGGGAGGGCAGCGGCCCCCAAGGAGGUCGGGGCCUCGGCAGGAAGGCUCCCGGACCCGGGGCGUUCUAGGAGCUGGUCUGUGUAGGGGGCAGUGCGGGCAGGGUCUCGCCUGCUCUUGGGCCCUGCCCCAGCCGAGGGGCACAGGCUGACCUUGCGUUGGUCCCCAGGAAUGGGAUGGGAAGGAGGCUGAGGCGGGCAAAGCCCAGAAAGGGCCGGAGUCACUCAAGAUCGGGAAACUACCUCUCUGGGAGUCUUGGACGUGGUGCUGGGACGCCACCAUCUCUCUGCUCUGGCCCCAGCCCCUUCCCCCUCACAAAGGGAAAUUCCAGGGGGGCACCCAGACACCUCCCUACACACACUUCCCUCACGCCUAAAUGACCAUCAUCUUCCACAUCAUGCACCAGAAGCCUGAGCAGAGCUGGGAUAAAGCCAGCCCUGGAAGGGAAGGUCGGCGGGGGGCAGGGUAUGGAUGGGCGAUUUCUGAGCCUCGCCUGCCAGAGAUGGAAUUAGCCUUUCAGACACGAUAGUCAAGCCUGCUGCUUAAGUGCCGAGAUCUGACCAGGACCCGGCUACCCCGGGCAGCUCAUUCUUUGCAGACCCCACGUUGGUUGACACAUUUUAGGGAUCACAGAUCCUCUAAAUAUGGGAAACUAAGUGGGAUUUCCUAUAAACCUAAGCGAAAGAUCCCAUUUUCCCUGAAGGGAAAUGAGAGUUCUAGUCACCACCCCUGCCAUGUUCCCUACCUCCUCCUUUCAGGGAUUUGGGGGCAUGGCUGUGAACCCUUGAGAGUUACCCUCCUGCAACCACCUCAGACCCUUUAGAAUCUAGUUUUCCCCACUUAUGAUGAAGGAAAAGGACAAUGAGGGCCUCGGCAGAGGAAGAUGGCUAUCCUAACUUCGAAAUAAUUCUGCUUGCCAAACAGUCUUUCUCUUCCAGAUGACUGCCCAGAGUUCAGGGCUAUUGCUAUUUUCCCCAUUUUAAAAAAAUCUCAUCUAGAUGUUUCUGUGAUAUAAUGGGAAGAGAGCCAUUCCCCUCUCGGUGACACUGUGUUCUGAACAGCGGGAGUGAACAUGUUUUUCCUCCCCACUUGGAGAUGAGCAGAGGGCGAGCCGUUCCACUUUUCUCCAUGAAGACCCCAACUCCUAAUCACAAAAGCCGGUGUUAACAAAUGAAUUCCCCACGGACCAAAGUCUGUCCCGACUGCCCCCGGGAUAUGGGAAGCUGAGCGUGUGGUAAGGAGGGUCCGGACUGUGUCAGAACACAGAGUUAGGAUUUCCAGUGUGCCUACCUGCUAAUAGCUGGCAGUCCCCUUCUGUAUCCCCAAAUGUCACUUUCUCCAUUCCCCUCAAUGAUGUGCAGAUCUUUACUGAUUUAUCAAUUUUAAAAUUCUCCUAUGGGAGGUGAGAGAGAACCUAUUCUAGCUCUCUCACAGGCAAGGCUCUUAAACCAGAUCUUGACUUUUCUCUUUCUUGUCUCUUCUCCCUUAUCCAGCUGUCACUGCGAAGGUAGCUCACCUCCACUAUUCCCACACCCUCAUCCUGGGGAGUGCAUAGGUACUAAACCAAGCAGUACAACUUGUAAUUACGCAGCUGCAGUGUUUACAUGUUUCUUAAUUUGUUGUCUUUUCAAUGGCUGUAUUUUAAAAAAAAAAACAACAACAAAAAACUUGUUUUAAUUGUCUCUCUGAUUAAAGGGAGCUGCUAUGGCUCCAGAGACCAUGUGCCCGUGGAA